CUUGGACAAGAUGUUCAGUAUCAGUUGUGAUGACUCUCUUAAUGCAACGAUAGGGAGAAACGUCCGUGUUACAAACAUAUCCAUUGAGGCUCAUGAAAUGCAUGUCAUGGCACUUGAAGCCCGAGACUGUUACAAUGCGUCUGGUUCCAUUGAAUUCAAUAAUUCAACCUGGUUUCGCGCAGGCAAGUUUACCAUUUCUACAACCAAAAAUCAGUUCACUGUUCUUGGCUGUGACACUACGGGCAUUAUUCGUUGGGAGAAAAAUGAAAAAAUAUACUCGACAGGGUGCAGAUCUCAAUGUAAUGACCUAAGCACAGCGGUCAACGGGUCUUGCUCUGGCGUUGGGUGUUGCAGCGUAGAGUUUCCAGAUGGCUUGGGAAAUUAUAAUGUGAGUGUGUUCAGCUUUGAAAAUCACACAAACGUAUGGAACUUCAAUCCUUGCGGCUAUGCUUUUAUCGUCAAAAAAGGAAAGUUCAACUUCUCCACGGAUUACCUUCAGAAACGGGAAGUACGGGAAAGGCGUCCAAUGGUGCUUGAUUGGGCAAUUGGGGAGGAAACAUGCGAAAAAGCUCGGAGAAAACCGAAUUUCGCAUGUCAUGAGGAUCAGAAUAGUGAUUGCCAUGAUGCAAAAACAAGGUCGGGGUACCAGUGCAAAUGCAGGCAGGGUUACCAAGGGAACCCAUACCUCCCUCACGGUUGCCAAGAUAUAAACGAAUGUGACAAUGCUACACUGAAUAAAUGCGAAAGAGCAGAAGACUGUGAAAACACAGAGGGCGACCAUAUAUGUCUUUGCCCAAAGUGGUACCAUGGUGAUGGAACAAAAGAUGGGGGAGGUUGUGCUCCGGAUUUCGUACUUAUGAUUCAGAUUGCCAUUGGAACUGGAGUUGGCUUUAUUUCUCUGCUUGUGCUUAGCUCUUGGGUGUACUUCGUACUCAAGAAAAGAAAGAUUGUCAAGCUCAGAGAGAAGUUCUUUCAACAGAAUGGAGGCUUGAUUUUACAUCAACGACUCGGCCAACAAGAAGGAUCUACAGAAACAGUCAAAAUCUUUACCGUAGAUGAGCUGCAGAAGGCUACCAAAAACUAUGAUGAGAGCAGGAUAAUUGGCCGAGGAGGUUUUGGUACGGUUUACAAAGGUUUUUUAGCAGACAAUAAGAUUGUUGCCAUCAAGAAGUCCAAGAUAGAGGACGAAAACCAAAUUGAGCAAUUCAUCAACGAGAUUGUUGUGCUCUCCCAAAUUAAUCAUAGGCAUGUUGUCAAACUCUUGGGAUGUUGCUUAGAGACACAAGUUCCUUUGCUUGUCUACGAAUUUGUCCCAAAUGGCACCCUUUUUAAGCACAUUCAUCAGGAAAGCAAUGCAUCCACAUUUCCAUGGGAAACCCGCUUAAGGAUAGCUGCAGAGACAGCUGAGGCAAUAUGGUAUCUGCACUCUGCAGCCUCAAUACCUAUAAUUCACAGGGAUGUAAAAUCAACAAACAUACUGCUCGAUGAUGAUUUCACUGCAAAAGUCUCCGACUUUGGUACUUCAAGAUUGGUUCCAAGAAAUCAAACGCAACUAGCCACUGUGGUGCAGGGAACUCUUGGAUACCUGGAUCCUGAAUACUUGCAAACAAACCAAUUGACAGAGAAAAGUGAUGUCUAUAGCUUUGGAGUUGUGCUCGUGGAGCUACUUACAGGAAAGGAGGCACUUUCAUUUGCUAGGUCCGAGGAGCAAAGAAGUCUGGCUAUGUAUUUUAUUUCUUCCAUAAAAGAGGAAAGAUUGUUAGAAAUUCUUGAAAAUCACAUAGUUGCAGAAGGAAAUAAGGAGCAGAUCCAACAAUUUGUGGAGCUUGCAAGGAGAUGCUUAGCAGUAAAAGGGGAUGAGAGGCCUACAAUGAGGGAAGUAGCAAUGGAAUUAGAAGGAAUAAGAAAGAUGCAGAAGCAUCUCUGGGUUAACAUGGUAGCAAAUUCGGAAGAGGUAGAACACUUGCUUGGUGAGACAUGCGAGGCUAACAAAUAUGGGGAAAGUAGCAGUACCAUAACUACUGGAUAUCAUCAUAGCAUGAAUGACCAUGGAACAUACGCCUUGGGAGAUGGAAGAUGAAUGUUUUGUGCUAACGUAUACGGAUGUUGAUGUCAUUUUCUUGUCAUGCAUAUAUGCAAUUUCCUGCUUUUAUUCUGUACGCGCAUUCCCUUUAUGAGUAUGACGGAUCCUUUGUAGUUGUCAUCUAAUGUGGUAAGCGAC
Molecule: messenger RNA, 2221 nt
Organism: Juglans regia (Persian walnut)
Lineage: Eukaryota; Viridiplantae; Streptophyta; Magnoliopsida; Fagales; Juglandaceae
Product: putative wall-associated receptor kinase-like 16
Exons: 3
Coding region: 11-2080 (689 amino acids)
Biological process (GO): cell surface receptor signaling pathway; protein phosphorylation
Cellular component (GO): plasma membrane
Molecular function (GO): protein serine/threonine kinase activity; calcium ion binding; ATP binding
Source: RefSeq, a predicted model, not a curated record